AUGACCGAGACCACCAAGACCCACGUUAUCUUGCUAGCCUGCGGCAGCUUCAACCCCAUCACCAAAGGCCACAUCCAGAUGUUUGAAAGAGCCCGAGAUUAUCUGCACAAGACAGGAAGAUUCAUCGUCAUUGGUGGAAUAGUCUCACCCGUACAUGACUCAUAUGGAAAACAGGGUUUGGUUUCCAGCCGGCAUCGCUUGGCAAUGUGUCAACUGGCUGUUCAGUGUUCUGACUGGAUAAGGGUGGACCCCUGGGAAUGUUAUCAGGAUACUUGGCAGACCACCUGCAGUGUAUUGGAACAUCACCGGGAUCUGAUGAAACGAGUUACUGGUUGUAUCCUGUCCAAUGUGAACACACCUUCGUUGACCCCAGUGGUUGGACAGCCCCAGAAUGAGACCCCACAACCUAUUUACCAGAACAGCAACCUUUCCAACAAGCCAAGUGCAGCAAAACUUUUGGGGAAAGUGGGAGAAAGCCUUAGCAGGAUUUGCUGUGUUCGUCCCCCAAUGGAACGUUUCACUUUUGUGGAUGAAAAUGCUAAUUUGGGGACUGUGAUGAGAUAUGAAGAGAUUGAGCUUCGAAUCUUGCUGCUGUGUGGAAGUGAUCUUCUGGAGUCCUUCUGUAUUCCAGGCCUUUGGAAUGAAGCUGAUAUGGAGGUGAUAGUGGGAGACUUUGGCAUUGUUGUGGUGCCACGGGAUGGUGUUGAUACCGAGAGAAUCAUGAGCCACUCCUCUGUACUUCGCAAGUAUAAAAACAAUAUCCUGGUUGUGAAGGAUGACGUGAAUCACCCAAUGGCUAUUGUCAGUUCUACUAAAAGCAGACUGGCCCUUCAGCAUGGCGAUGGCCAUGUGGUGGAUUACCUGUCUCAGCCCGUCAUUGAUUACAUCCUUAAGAGUCAGCUGUACCUGAAUGCCUCUGGUUAA
Molecule: messenger RNA, 924 nt
Organism: Thamnophis elegans (Western terrestrial garter snake)
Lineage: Eukaryota; Metazoa; Chordata; Lepidosauria; Squamata; Natricidae
Gene: NMNAT2
Product: nicotinamide nucleotide adenylyltransferase 2
Exons: 11
Coding region: 1-924 (307 amino acids)
Biological process (GO): NAD+ biosynthetic process
Cellular component (GO): Golgi apparatus
Molecular function (GO): nicotinate-nucleotide adenylyltransferase activity; nicotinamide-nucleotide adenylyltransferase activity
Source: RefSeq, a predicted model, not a curated record